Fragaria vesca subsp. vesca is the source of this 601-nucleotide messenger RNA. RefSeq names its product bis(5'-adenosyl)-triphosphatase-like. Bases 1 to 432 code for a protein of 143 amino acids. NCBI's taxonomy places the organism in Eukaryota, Viridiplantae, Streptophyta, Magnoliopsida, Rosales, Rosaceae. Gene Ontology annotation, molecular function: catalytic activity. The transcript is spliced from 4 exons. The record is from RefSeq and is a predicted model, not a curated record.
AUGGCUUUGGAGUCGUAUACAUUUGGGCCGUACAAAAAAGACAGCAGGGAAGUAUUUUACAGCACUAACCUAUCGUAUGCCUUGGUUAAUCUGCACCCUAUUGUUCCUGUCAUCCCAAGGCGCGAAGUGAAGCGCUUUGCUGAUCUCACUGUUGAUGAGACCAGUGAUCUUUGGAUCACAGCACAAAAGAUUGGCAUACGGCUUGAGAGCUACCACAAAGCAACAUCUCUAACAUUUGGGAUUCAAGAUGGUCCCCAAGCAGGGCAGACUGUACCCCAUGUUCAUAUCCAUAUCUUUCCACGCAAAGAUGAUGCACUUGAUGAGAAGGAGAAGAAAUUAAAGAAGAAGCUUGACUUGGAAAAGGAGAGGAAGGAUAGAAGCCUAGAGGAAAUGACACGAGAAGCAGAGGAAUACAGAAAGCUUUUCUUGUAGAAUAUGGAUGUGAAGUUCCUACUAUAACUUGAGGCUGCUCGUAAAACUCCAGAGAACCAGUGGCAUCAGAAUCAUUAGCCUUAGGUAACUUCUAUGUAACUUAUAUUCUCUCUGAAGUUCCAAUUUACCUCGAGAAGUUCAUCAAUCAGCUCCUGUCACUGAUUGCAAU